AUGGUUCGUCCAGCUCAGGUCAGCAGUUCAGUGAUGCUCAAUUCCAAUGCACAUCGCCUUCACUAUCAACUUCCUCACCAUCCUGCUUUUGCUGAGCGCGUGUUCGCCGUCGGUAUUACUCCACAAACCAAGUCAUCCAAGAACCUGGACUACGUUGUAACGCGUUCCAAGUGUGGAAUGACAUUGUACAGCAAGUCCGAGUUGAUGGUUCCGUUUGUGUUCUCGUUCAUGAACAACUGCGAGCCCAACUCAGCAAUACGCGUACAUGCUGAAUACACCGAGGAAAGAUACGCAAAUAAAGCCGUUGAGCGUUGUCCAAAUCAUCAGUACAAAGAUACGAGUGCGGAUGUCCGUCAACAUUUUGUUCGAUGUGAACACCCCAGAGCCAAAUACAUGGACAACGACGGCAGCUAUUUUGUGCGCAUUCCGAUGUGUGACACAACCGGGUUCUCAUUUACCUGCUUCAGUUCCUGCUCAGGUGGAAUUAAUCGUCGUCCACUGCAGCUUGUGUUCACAUUGGAGUCACCGAUGGGCAAGGUUCAGGACAUGUGCCACGUUGCGCUGAAGGUGUGCGCAAAUCCGUUGCGCGAUUCAUCCAAAGAAGACGACAAAAUGUAUUCACUCGAUUCACCCUGUGACCCAUUCGCCGGUCCAGUUUUAUCCAUGCAGAAAACGAGGAAGUUCAUUCAACCUUAG
Molecule: messenger RNA, 696 nt
Organism: Cooperia oncophora
Lineage: Eukaryota; Metazoa; Nematoda; Chromadorea; Rhabditida; Trichostrongylidae
Source: the annotation of a GenBank genome assembly